CGAUGGAAAAUUAUUUGGCAUUGAAGCAAACAAAAGCCACAAAAAAAGUGGCGAAAGUGUUGGGCGAUCCACAAAAUUCUGGUCUGUUCUUGCAAAUCUAAUCAGCUGUUAGUCAUUCGUACCAGCGGCCCUGCUAUCGUUUUCGGUGUGGUGAAUGUUAAUUUGUAAUAGCUUCUAAUGGAUAGUGAGCCACCAUUGGGCGGACGCUUGGUCGAUUUGGUGGACAACGAGUGGAUUGCCGACGAGCUGCCUUACGACCACAUCCAAGUGCCUUGCGAUAAGCUACCCGAUCCCGAGGCGGACAACGGUGACUCGCAUCUGACGCUGAAAGAGCAAGAGCAGAAAUGGACUGAUCUGGCGCUGACAUCACUGGCACCGGAUUUGUCCGUUUCCGAGCAGGUUAAUUUCCCUGGUGUUUAGCGUGUAGCGUCUCUCGAUUGUGCUG
This is a messenger RNA of Anopheles arabiensis, 445 nucleotides long. RefSeq names its product anaphase-promoting complex subunit 13. Gene Ontology annotation, cellular component: anaphase-promoting complex. Gene Ontology annotation, biological process: protein K11-linked ubiquitination. Lineage: Eukaryota; Metazoa; Arthropoda; Insecta; Diptera; Culicidae. The record is from RefSeq and is a predicted model, not a curated record. Bases 178 to 420 code for a protein of 80 amino acids. The transcript has 2 exons.